Molecule: messenger RNA, 1151 nt
Organism: Chelmon rostratus (copperband butterflyfish)
Lineage: Eukaryota; Metazoa; Chordata; Actinopteri; Chaetodontiformes; Chaetodontidae
Product: sorcin-like
Exons: 8
Coding region: 305-859 (184 amino acids)
Molecular function (GO): calcium ion binding
Source: RefSeq, a predicted model, not a curated record
GGUUGAAGUGGCCGUUUAGAGUAGCUGUGGAGGGCGGGUCGUGAAGCCUCUGAGAGUCCGCAGAUAGACCGACAUUUCUGUUUCCUCCCUGUGUCUGGUCGGACCACACCUGCACGUAUUUACAUUUAAACCCGCCUCGGUGCUUCAGGCUAAUCACAGCACUUUAUAAACUAAACCUUUCGUCGCCUGCUGGCUUUUGUGUUGCUGAAUCGGCAGACGUCCCCUGGAGUUAAGGAGGCACAGCCGCGGUGAAAAUUUCGACUAGAGUUCAUCGCUUUAUUGGUUUUAUAUUAUAUUUUUUAAAAUGGCUUAUCCAGGAUAUGGCGCUGCCCCCGGUGGAUACCCAGGAGCGCAGCAAGAUCCUCUGUACGGGUAUUUUUCAGGUGUAGCGGGACAGGAUGGACAGAUCUCAGCAGACGAGCUGCAGCGCUGCCUCACGCAGUCCGGCAUCGCUGGCUCAUACAAACCAUUCAGCAUGGAUACCUGCAGACUGAUGAUCAGCAUGCUGGACAGGGACAUGUCCGGCACCAUGGGCUUCAAUGAGUUCAAGGAACUGUGUCAGAUUCUGAACGGCUGGAAGUCCACCUUCGCAUCCUACGACCGGGACCGCAGUGGAACGGUGGAGGGCCCCGAGCUGCAGCAUGCCAUCACCUCCAUGGGUUAUAAUCUGAGCCCUCAGGCCAUGAACGUCAUCAUGAAGCGCAACAGCACAAACGGCAGAAUCGCCUUUGAUGACUUUAUGAGCGUUUGCAUUCGACUCCGCGCCCUGACUGAUCAGUUCCGAAGGAGAGACACAAGCCAGUCUGGACAGGCCAUGUUUCAGUACGAUGACUUUAUCCAGGUCACCAUGAGUCUAUGAAGAGGAACAGAGGGGACACACCAGCCUUUUAAAAUCUUCUCUCACUAACAGCAUGUACCUUCAGUUUGUAUUUUUCAUUGUAAUCGUUGUCGUAGAAACAGUUAAAAUGUCACUGCCACAUUCCAUUUAAACAGGAACUUUUUAAAACUUUUGAAUUACUUUGAAAAGUAGUGCAUAGUGUAACAAACUAUUAAGACCAUAUUAACCUCAAGCUGCACCAAUGACAAACUCCUGCGUGCCUGUGUCAGCUGGCACACGAGUGUGAACAUGUAUGUAAUUAAUAAACAUGUAA